This is a messenger RNA of Rasamsonia emersonii CBS 393.64, 1842 nucleotides long. RefSeq lists its product as uncharacterized. NCBI's taxonomy places the organism in Eukaryota, Fungi, Ascomycota, Eurotiomycetes, Eurotiales, Trichocomaceae. Gene Ontology annotation, molecular function: oxidoreductase activity. The transcript is spliced from 2 exons. Bases 1 to 1842 code for a protein of 613 amino acids. The record is from RefSeq and is a predicted model, not a curated record.
AUGGCUUUUGUGAUCGCAGGCGAAGUCCCCUGGCAUGACGGGGAAAAGGAAAUGCACAAACUGCUCUGUGUUCCGGAAACAGAAAACCCUUCAGUCCCCUAUCUCAGCCCUGGAGCGGGACAUCUGCUCAGCAAAGCACCGUUGCUUGCUCUCGGCACGGUAGAUCAAGACGGCAGACCGUGGUCAACCGUCUGGGGCGGAGAAGAGGGUUUCGCACGGCCCAUUGCUCAGUCUAUUAUUGGCAUCAGGGCGCUCGUCGAUAGGGUCUAUGAUCCUGUGCUCGAAAACCUGCUGGGUAAGAACGCUGACGGCAAAGUGGUAAAGGCAGAAGGCCAGAAAAAGAUGGUCUCAGGGCUCUCUUUUGAUUUGGAGCACAGGAAGAGGGUCAAACUGUUCGGCAGGAUGGUGGCAGGCUCGUUGGCUGAAUCUGACCCGGCGGGAAAUGAACAAAACUCAAAGGAUGUCGGACGAGGCCAGGUGCAGUUGGUCGUGAAGAUCGACGAAAGCUUAGGCAAUUGUCCAAAGUACAUGAAUAAGAAACAUAUAGUGCCAGCCCUACCAGAACCAAGACUCAUUUCUGACUCUCCCCAGCUUCCACAACCGGCAGUUGAACUGUUAAACCGCGCUGAUUGCUUUUUUAUGUCUUCCUCCCACAAAGAAGUAGAUAUGGACACCAACAUCCGCGGUGGAUCUCCUGGGUUCGUUCGAGUCCUCUCCAAUGACCCCAAUGGCGCUGUGUUCGUCUACCCUGAAUAUUCCGGUAAUCGACUGUAUCAGACUUUGGGCAACUUGCGGACGAAUCCGCGUGCAGGAUAUGUGUUUCCGGAUUUUCAAACUGGCGAUGCGCUUUACAUCACUGGAAAGACGGAGGUGUUGGUGGGCAAGGACGCAGACGCAAUUCUGCCCAGGUCGAAUCUUGCCGUCAAAGUUACCGUCGCAGCCGCUCGAUUUGUCGAGAAGAGUCUGUCCUUCCGCGGGAUUCCUGGGGAGCCGUCGCCCUACAACCCCCCGGUGCGAUAUCUGCGCACGGAAAAGGAGGCGCCUGCAGCGCAGGGGUCAGACCAACUAUCCGUCCCAGUCACCCUGGUGAGAAAGGACGUGCUGACUCCAUCAAUCGCUCGCUUUCGUUUCAAGAUAUCCGACCAGAAACGAUUUGGGAAGUGGAGGCCCGGGCAGUACGCCGUCUUUUCCUUCAAGGAAGACCUGGACAUGGGUUACAGCCACAUGCGGGACGACGACCCGACGAGUCUUAACGAUGACUACAUCCGGACAUUUACAGUGUCUUCAUAUCCGGGAAAGGACCUUCCGGAUGAUGAGUUCGAGAUAACAGUGCGAAAGCACGGCAACGUCACUGCGCAUCUGUUCCGAGCGAGCAAGCGAUCAGGGUUAGAAGUGCCCGUGAGAGGAUUCAGCGGGAGCUUUCAGAUUGAAGACAGCAGCGCGAAGAGCGACGUCAUUCCCUUUAUCGCAGGUGGAAUUGGUAUCACUCCUCUUCUUGCCCAGCUUCCUGCGAUCGAUAUAUCGCGUCUCCGACUCUUUUGGUCUGUAUCUGUAAUGGACAUUGGUUUGGUACACGACACGUUCCAGCGAUUCCCGCAACUGCCACGUUCGACGAAACUGUUUGUCACUCGAUCAGAUACGGAGACGGAUCCCGAUAUCCUGCAGAAAUUACAGGACAUCAAUGCCUCCGGGGCUGUGGUCCAUCGCCGACGGCUGGAGUCGAAGGACCUGGACAUCUCCAACGCAGAGACAUGGUAUCUCUGUGCCGGGACUGCCUUGAAGACAGCUGUCAUGAACUGGCUGGCGGGGGAAAAGAUAAUUUAUGAAGAUUUUACAUAUUAA